Conger conger (European conger) is the source of this 2261-nucleotide messenger RNA. Its product is annotated as gamma-secretase subunit APH-1A-like. The coding region runs from base 115 to 927 and encodes 270 amino acids. Gene Ontology annotation, biological process: protein processing; Notch signaling pathway; positive regulation of catalytic activity. Lineage: Eukaryota; Metazoa; Chordata; Actinopteri; Anguilliformes; Congridae. The record is from RefSeq and is a predicted model, not a curated record. Gene Ontology annotation, molecular function: protein-macromolecule adaptor activity. The transcript has 7 exons. Gene Ontology annotation, cellular component: endoplasmic reticulum; gamma-secretase complex; membrane.
ACCUGCCAUUAGAGACCCAUUUGAUUAUUUGUACGAAGAGUUUGAGAGAGUUGUUAAAAUAACGAAAUAUUAAAAAUACAAUAUUUGCUGUAAAAGGCGACAUAUCAGUUAAAAAUGGGAUUGCCUACGUUCUUUGGCUGCUUGUUUAUAACUUUUGGACCGGCUUUUGCAUGGUUUAUAUUUACUGUGACAGAUAGUCCUGUUCGGGUACUUAUAAUGGUGGUAGGCGCCAGUUUGUGGCUGGUCUCCGUCUUGCUGUCCUCUUUAAUGUGGUAUGCCCUAAUAUCCCUCUGCGACGGCUCUGAUCCAAACCUGCAGUCGCAGCUUCUGGCCACUGGGGCGGUAGUAGCUGUACUUAUUCAAGAGGCAUUUAGAGCAGCUUCGUACAAGCUACUAAGAUUUUUUUCUCGCAAGACGACCAACGCAGCCCUUGAUAGUUUUGUUGCGAAAGGUGGACCUCCCCCUUCUCUGCUACGAAAUGCCUUUGUCAUUGGUCUGGCCUUCGGCCUAAUGAGCUCAACCUUCUCCUUUGCCAACAUCCUGUCCCUGUCGUUGGGGCCGGGCGUCGUGGGUAUUCACGGGGAGUCGUCUCACUUCUUCAUUACCUCUGCUCUGCAGUCCAUGGUGCAGUCCUGCCUGCACGUGUGCUGGUCGGUGCUGCUCUUCUCGGCCUGCGAGCGGGCCAGCUGGUCCAGGGCUGCUGCCGUGGUGCUGACCCACCUGCUGAGCUGUGCACUGUCUUUCCUGAACCCUCGCUAUUACCUAAGCCUGCUGCUGCAGAGUGUCCUGGCGGUUGGCGUGGUGACAUGGGCGUGGCUGGAGGCUGGAGGGCGUGGGUGCCCAGGUUGGCUGGGUGUCGGAGCCCGGCCAUUAAUGAAGGAGGAAGUGGUUCAUUAUUCUGCUUUACGGAGUCCAGUGGAGCAGUGAUGGAAUACCCCUCUGUCUGGAGCACAACAGAGGCAGCGCUGAGAUGCAGUGCAUUUGCAUUUGAGUGCAAUUCUCUUGCUUCCUUAUAAAUUCAUUUGUACUUGCAAGGUCAAUAGACAAACACUUUUUUGUGGUUUAUGAAAUCAUACUGUACUCAUAAUUAUUACAAUGUUUUCUUUAUACAGGCACUAACAUUUAUCACUGUAUGUAUUACUAUUGCAAUUUAAUGGACGUAUGUUACAAUGACGCAGAGAAAUUGGAAUACAGAACAAUACUACUGAUUCUGACCUUCCUUAUCACCUCUGGCAGCACAGUGUGCCUGUUGGUUUUCAAAGCAUCUUAGCACCAAGUGGUUCAUUUAACCCGUUGAUUGGAUAAGGAAUAUGCGCUCUUUGUUCUCAAAGCCUUAACUGGCUUUUGACUGAAAGGAAACUGCAAAUGCCAGUGCAGCGCCAAGGCCGCCCCUGUUAUAGCAGGUCAAAGUCCACUGUUGUGUAAUAUCAUGCUUUUUGGUUGGCUACUUUGUGCUGCUGUCUCAUAGGAUGCCCCAGGAAACCAGAGCAGUUGAGUUGACUUAAUUGGUUUACUCCGUAUUUUUGCUCCUUUAAAGAUUACAUAAUCUUUAAUGAUAGUGCCUGGGUUGUAACGAAACAUCUUCCGGUUUAAUACUGCCUUUGUAUCCCUAAAUGAGGUAGGUAACCUGAAUUCUGUCCAUGAAUGUUGACAAUGAAAAUUGAUAAGUAAUGUAUAGGCUAUUUGACAUGCUCUUAAGGGUGUGUGCCAAACAUGAUGGAUAUGCAAAUUUGCAUGUCAAUGCUACUGAUUUUUCUUUAUACCUGAUAGCUAAUAUUAAUGCCACAGGUUCCACUCACCUGAUGGCCCAAGUAUAAAUCGAUCCCUAGAGGAAGAAUGACACCCAGCAGUGUUACCCGAGUUCUAGAUUUUGGCCUCACUACAUUAUAACAGGAAUAUGAUGGCAGCAAGUUAUAUGUUGGGAAUGUGAGCGCUUCACAACUGAUGCAAAGCUGAAGUACAGUUGACUACCUUGCCAUCAUAAGGCAAAUGUUUUGUUUUUUUAAAUAGACUGUUUGGCACAUACAUGCUUUCUUUUGGUCCAAUGUUAAGGGCAAUAUAUAUUACUGGAUUGUAUUAUCAAAGCUGAUAAAAUGGCAGAUAAGCUCUGACUGACAUUAAUAGGAUAUGCAGUUCGAGAAUUUGUUGUGAAGUUCUGUCACACAGAGUCCAUGGAUGGAAUGACAGAACCCAAAGAGACAAAUAACACAUUGGCACACAAGGUUGCGUUUUUGAAAAUGCCAAUGGUUUAUAGAAUAUGC